Molecule: messenger RNA, 1250 nt
Organism: Athene cunicularia (burrowing owl)
Lineage: Eukaryota; Metazoa; Chordata; Aves; Strigiformes; Strigidae
Gene: CLEC19A
Product: C-type lectin domain containing 19A
Exons: 5
Coding region: 9-788 (259 amino acids)
Molecular function (GO): signaling receptor activity
Source: RefSeq, a predicted model, not a curated record
GGGGUGGGAUGCAACGAGCACGCCCAGGCUCAGGCAGGGGUGGGUGGGGAGGCGUGUGUGUCUGGGAGAGCUGCUGCUUUUGGGGGAGGGAGCAGCACAGAUCCUAUAUCCACCGCCUCGCCGGCAGCCUCCCUGGCACAGCUGGGAGGUCCCGGACCGAGCAUCGACCUCUGCAACCGGCUGCCCGUGGAGCUGGGGGAGCGCCCGGUCCCCCCUCCCUGGCAAUGGGCACUGCCUGGGAGGUGUGCACGCUCCUCUCCGCGGCGUUGCUGGCUGCCCAGGCUUUCCCCCAGACAAACAUCAAGAUCAGCCAAGCCAUGCCAGAGCCCGUCCACGCCUACUCCUGCCCGCUCUUCUGGACAGAAUACGAAGGCCACUGCUACCGGUACUUCCCCAUCAACAAAACCUGGGCUGAAGCUGACCUCUAUUGUGCCGAGUUCUCCAUUGGCAUCAGAUCAGCCAAGCUGGCCUCCAUCCACAGCUGGGAAGAAAACGUCUUCGUAUACGACCUGGUGAACAGCCGCGUGCCAGGCAUCCCCACUGACAUCUGGACAGGGCUCAACGACCUGCGGCAGGAGGGUCACUUCGAGUGGACGGACGGCUCCUCCUAUGACUACCACUACUGGGAUGGCAGUCAGCCCGACGACGGGAUCCACUCCAUCCCGGAGGAGGAGGACUGUGUGCAGAUCUGGUACAGGCACAGCAGCGCACUGCGCUCCUGGAAUGACAACGCCUGUGGCAGAGCCUUCCCCUUCGUCUGCAAGAUUCCCUCACUGGCCCUGGACUGAGGCUGCUGGCACUGCCCACACCCCUUCAUUUUGGGUCACCUCUCCAGCCAUGCCAGGGAAGAGCAACCAGGACGUAGCACGGGUGGUGAGAGCUGUGGAGCUGUUCGGCAUCCCAAGCCAGACCCCGGCUGCAAAACCCCUCCUGGAAGUGCCGUGGGGAUGAACCCGGCACUCACCCUCCCCAUGGGCAAAUGGCAAUGGGAGCUGUGUUAAAGAGUGAAGGAGGCCCCCAAGCCUGAGCCUGGCUUUGGGUUUCAGAUCAACUAUCGCAGUAUAUUAGAGGAAACCCAUGAUUUUACUAACACACCAAACUGUUAGCACCAAAAAAUAACCGUGUGUAGGAAAUGAUUUUGCUUGUUGAUCUGCAAAGAGUGGAGGAAAAGUGUUAUUUUCUGUUAAGUUAUGCAAAAUGCCUCUUGUGUGUGUUAUUUUUCUCUCCACUAAAAUAAAUGGCAAACAGCA